Messenger RNA from Saccostrea cuccullata (small rock oyster), 2665 nucleotides. RefSeq names its product retinoic acid receptor RXR-like. Gene Ontology annotation, cellular component: nucleus. NCBI's taxonomy places the organism in Eukaryota, Metazoa, Mollusca, Bivalvia, Ostreida, Ostreidae. Gene Ontology annotation, biological process: cell differentiation; anatomical structure development; regulation of transcription by RNA polymerase II. The record is from RefSeq and is a predicted model, not a curated record. The coding region runs from base 126 to 1505 and encodes 459 amino acids. The transcript has 8 exons. Gene Ontology annotation, molecular function: retinoic acid-responsive element binding; zinc ion binding; nuclear receptor activity.
UCCGUACAUUGCAUUAUGUGGUAAAGUGGGUCAGAUAAAUUUCAGUGUAAUGAGGUCUGUGGCUAUGUUGCAAAACGAUUGAUUUAGUGCUGAAUUUGUUAUUAUUUGAAGCGAUACAUAUAAGCAUGGAUCCAUCAGAAAUGGAUUCUCUAGAUGGGGUAAGCAGCAACUCGAGCAUGUCAACAGCUGCCAGUAUGAACAUGGGGAUGUCGCCCUCAAUGGGAGUCAGCUCCAUGGCACAGAUGGGGUCCCCACCAGACAUUAAGCCAGAUAUAAACUCUCUAGUUUCACCUUCAUUUUAUCCCUACGGAAUUCAGCACCCUAUGUCCCAGUCACAAGCUUCCCCUGGGUCCCAGCCCAUGAUGUCGCCAGGUUUGCACUCACCCUCUUCCUCAGUUACAUCCCCCUCCAUGAUGUCCAUUGGUUCACCUGGGUCUGCAGCCUCACCCCCGGGGACAAACCCACACAUGCCACACAGUAAUCUCAACAGUAAACAUAUCUGUGCUAUUUGUGGAGACAGAGCUUCAGGGAAACAUUAUGGAGUUUACAGUUGUGAAGGUUGCAAAGGAUUUUUCAAAAGAACAGUGCGAAAAGACUUGACGUAUGCUUGUCGAGAUGAUCGUAAUUGCAUUAUUGACAAGAGGCAGAGGAACCGAUGUCAGUACUGCCGAUACAUGAAGUGUCUGAACAUGGGGAUGAAGAGAGAAGAUGUUAAAUGCAGCACUGAUGCAGGGCGCCAAGGAUCAUCUGUCCAAGAGGAGAGACAGAGAGUGAAGGAGAAGGGGGAGGGGGAGGUGGAGAGCACCAGCAGUGCUAACUCGGACAUGCCUGUAGAGAAGGUCCUGGAGGCUGAAUUAGCCGUGGAACCAAAGACAGACACCUAUAUAGAUGCUCAGAAAGAUGCAGUAACGAAUAUAUGUCAGGCAGCAGACAAGCAACUGUUUACACUGGUGGAGUGGGCCAAACGAAUACCUCAUUUCACCGAGCUGCCUCUAGACGACCAGGUUAUACUACUGAGAGCAGGUUGGAAUGAGCUACUGAUAGCUGGUUUUUCACAUCGAUCGAUUGUCGUUAAGGACGGUAUACUGCUAGCCACUGGUCUACAUGUACACAGAAGUAGUGCUCACCAAGCUGGUGUCGGAACCAUUUUUGACCGUGUCCUCACAGAACUUGUCGCUAAAAUGCGAGAAAUGAAAAUGGAUAAAACAGAGCUGGGAUGCUUAAGAGCUAUAGUUCUGUUUAACCCAGAUGCUAAAGGGCUUUCUGCUGUUUCUGAGGUAGAACAACUGAGAGAGAAAGUGUAUGCUUCACUUGAAGAAUACUGUAAAACGCACUACCCUGAUGAACCGGGGCGAUUUGCCAAACUACUGCUUCGAUUGCCUGCACUUAGAAGCAUAGGGCUCAAGUGUUUGGAACACUUAUUCUUUUUCAAAUUAAUAGGUGAUACUCCGAUAGACACUUUCCUCCUAGAAAUGUUGGAGAGUCCCUCCCCAAGCAGCACCUGAUGAGGGGGUGCCACGCCCCCCUGGAGCGAGUGAAGAGGAGACAUUUUCUCGUAAAUGUUGUCAAGGCAACUCUAGUUUUUAAACCUUGAAUUACUUCUGAUGAGUUUGUCUAUAAAGCCAGCUCUGACAGACUCAGUUUAUGUACAGGAUCAGUUUAUGUCUGAUACUUUAGAUACAGUUAGACUAUCCUCCCCGGUGUCAGGCUAUAUAUAGUGCUAAAAAUAUCACAUUUAACAACUUCAAAAUUACACAAUUAAGUAUCAUGAAAAUAUAUGAUAUUUUUUAUCUGAUAUCUCUUAAAUCAAAAUGUAUUAAAUAUGAUACAGCUGUGAUUAUACUAGUAUAUGAUAGUCAGAGGUAAUUCUAGAUGAAACAUCAAAAAAGUCGUAUACAUUCACAUUUCAUAUGAUUCAUGUCCUUUUGACAAGUAUUCCUUUUUUUAGGGAAAUUGUCAAACACAAUUGCAGCUGGGAUUUUUUGUAAGAUUGGUUUAUGUGACAUUUUAUUGAAAUUGUUUUCAUUUAUUCUCAUAAAUGAAUUGACUUACUCCUGUUGAUAACAUAUGGCACAUAGUACUGCCUCCUGAAUCAUGUCAAUGAAUGAAUGAGUAAAUGACAUCUUCUGAAAUAACUCUGAUUCAUCAACAAUAUAAAUAUAGAAGAAUGCAUUUAUUAUAGAUUACAUAUUUAUCUUAUCGAAAAUUCAGUGAUAAUUGAAAAUUUAAGAAUGUGACCUUUUUACCAUGAAAAAUGAAAAUUGUUCAAAUAUUUUUUCCAUUUGUGAAUUGAAAUGCAAGUUUUGGCAAGAAAUUUUAUGAUAUAUGUGUGGUUCAAGAUAUUCUCUUAUGUAACAUAUAUGUGUUAAAUGAUUGCUGUUUAAAAAAUGGGGAUAUAAGAAAAUACCCACUAUUGGUCAAAUUAAGUGUUAAAAGAAACGAAUUGGCAAAUAAUCACGAAUGUUUAAUUUCACUAUGUUCGCGAUUUAUCAUUUUUCCGCGAAAUUAAACCCAUCAUGAAUGCUAUUAUUAGUUUUAAAAACAUUUAAAUGCUUAUAUGAAAUUUGAAUUAAUUUCUUGCAGCGUGAAAUUAAAACCUUCGCAAUUGGUACUUUCUGAGGUAUUGUGAAAUUUAAACGCAGUGGAAUUAAACCAAUUUACAGUA